GUCCUGGCCAGGACUAUGAAACGUAUUCUCUGGUAGGAUUAGGUAGGGAGUGAUGUAAUCUCUUCAGGUCUUUUUUAGAUGGUUCUGAUUAUUGAGUAAGGGGAGAAGACGAGAGAGGAAAUAGGCGGGGGAUCUUGAGGAAGCACCGCCAAAUAGUAGCCCAGAUGAAGCAGUGGUUAGGAGGAGAUGGAGGAUACACUAUCCAUGCUCAAGGCCUAGAGCAGGGCUCAGUGCAUGAGACUGUGUGGAGUCCAGUCUAAGAUCAGCAGUGCUACAUGAGUGGUGAAGUGGAAGGAAGUGAGAGUGGGGUGAUAGGAGAAAUACUAACCCAGACCAUGCUUUCCCACUCAGCUUUCUGGGAAAUGAGGGCUGUGCACAAACUGGCAUCUACCUGGGAGACCAUGCUUGAGGCAGCUGCUUGUUUUUCCAGUUUUUACUUAGGCCAUUUUUGAGCCCAGGAGGAGUUGAAAAGGAGCAGAUUUCAGAGGAAGGGAGUCUGGGAUUAAUCAGACUUUCCACCCUUAAAAAAAGGGUGGAAAGGAAGGCUCUAGAAGGAGCUCUGUGCUGCAUCGUGUACAGUUUCAACGCCAGCCCCAGCUGGCCAGAUUUUUAGCCUAUUGUGUGGACUUUUAGGGCAGGGGUCCCAUUAGCUUUGGGGGAAUAAGCAUUCACAAUUACCUAUAGGGAGGCUGCUGCCCUGCCUCUGACACAUUCUUGGGUAUGCCCUUGGCAUGGAGGUGCCAUCCUGCCUGGGAGAGCCCCUGGUCCAAGGCCCACAGGCUCCUGAGGAUGGACCAAGUGAGGAGUUAAGAGUGUCAUUGGCCCACCAGCCAGGUUCCUGGGUUCCCCGAUCUCAGCUCCUUGGCACCAGGACUGACAAGGCUCCACCCCCACCAGCUGCUGCGUUAUUUCUGACUCGUCCAGGAGUUAUAAGUAUGUAACCUAAAUCCCUCUGCACCCGCCUCUCUCCUCCAGCUCCUCCUGGAGGAGGCACUGGGCUUUUCUCCCAGCACCUUGCUGCAGGUCAGGCCCACCACUCCUGGACAUAGCUGCUGGCUUUUACAGCUGCCUGCAGGAGCUGUCCUCCAACAGGAGACCCCAGAGCUGGGCUAGGGGGAUGAACCGCGAGGGAGCACCCGGGAAGAGUCCGGAAGAGAUGUACAUUCAGCAGAAGGUCCGAGUGCUGCUCAUGCUAAGGAAGAUGGGGUCAAACCUGACAGCCAGCGAGGAGGAAUUCCUGCGCACCUAUGCUGGGGUGGUAAGCAGCCAGCUUAGCCAGCUGCCACAGCACUCCAUCGACCAGGGUGCAGAGGACGUGGUGAUGGCGUUUUCCAGGUCGGAGACAGAGGACCGGAGGCAGUAGCUGCAAGCCCCUUGGAACACGCUAGAAGCUGUCAAGGGCCAAGAGAUUUGUGUGGCUCCUCGGCUGGCUGAGUGGCAACAGACCACCUCCCCCCUCCUACUGUUCCCCUACUCCACCUACCCCACCCCACAGCCACUCUGACGCUGGCAUCAAGGGAGAUGCCAGUGGUGUGUUUACAAUUGGCUUAAAGGGAUGGACUCGUGAUUGGCUGCAGGAAGAAACCUUUUUAUUUUUAAAAUCUUGACCAAUGGAAACCUUUUAUUUUUAUUUCUGACUCUUAUUUUUUUAAAAAUUUGCGCCUCGGUGUCUGGCUUCCUAGGAAGCACUCCGAGUUCUGGUGCUUUAUUUAGGUCAUUUUUUAGGAAUGUGAAAAAGCCCAAUUGGCUGCUUAAACUGGAAAAGGAUUAUGAUUGGCUGACUAGUGGGAAAUGGCGUUUUCUUUGAUUGGCUGCAGGUGUUUUGUUGAUAUUGACAGCUUCUCUAUUCUGAAUGCAGAAAACAGGGUUUGGGACAUUGAUGGUUAUAUUUGACUUGAAAAAAAAAAAGAAACCAAAUAAGCUUUGCAAUAUUUAUUACACAAAGAGCUUGCUGCUGCCUUCACGUGUUGGAUUUGUGUUUGAAUUUGACUAGCAUUCGAUAUGUGUGUUUGGUUUCCCAUUGGCUCACCCCUGACUCCCGUUGCCAUGGAUUCACCUCCACUCUGCUGCUUAUUUGGGGUCUGGGGGUCCACCUGGAGAUUGCAUGUGCUUUCAUGACUGCACUUGUCUCCACCAGCAAGGGAACCCUAGGGGGUCCCAAGCAGGGUCCCAAGCUAGAAAACAGGGUCCCCAAGGAGUUUUGUGUUGUCCUGAACCAGGAACCCAGAGCUUAGAGGUGAUCAUGAAGAAGGAUUUGUGUGCAUUGCUUCCAUGAGUUGGUAGCCAGACAGUUUUCCUUGGUGAGAAUGGGAUCACUCACUUUGGCCCUCCAUGACCAGCCUGUGCUGAGCAGAGUGCCUGCUGAGAAGCUCUGUCCUCUUGGCCAUCCUUCUGUGUCACACUUCUUGACACCUCUGCUUAGGGCUCUUCCUAGAAAGGAAAGUUGCUGCUCCUAUCUGUAAGACCCCCAAGACCCUGGAGGUUAUAGCAGGUCUCUCCCUGUGAGCCUGGAACCCACACAAAAGCCCCAACCUGUCUCCCAAAGCCCAGGUGACCUUGGUUCCAAACACCAAGCCAACCUACCCAUGCAGGUUCCCUCACUGUCUGCUGCCUGGGCACCUUGUGUUCUCUCAUCAAAGCCUGUGUCCCACUGCACAUCUCCAUGUCAGCCUGGAAGGGACAACACAUGGCAUACUAUUGAAGUGCCACCAGGAUUGCUGGCUGAUUCUUCACUGAGAGGCCCCACUAGGCUGCUAGACUGGACCCCAGAAUUACAUUUCAGAGCAGCUCCUGAUGGGGCUUGGCUCAGUCAGGUAUUGAUGCAGGAGCCCUGAGUCUCCCACCCUGACUCCUUCCCUAGGAGUUUGGAGGAAAGUGGGAGGUAGGAGAAGUCCCUUUCUUGCCCUGAGUACCUAGAGCCAGGAAGACACUCUUGGAGCAUCUUUCCCUUACUCAAGACUUGGGCUCCCAUGUGUCGUGGAGUUCAAUGUCAACGUAUGCUGAAACCAGGCCCUGGGGUACCCAUUGUUGAUGAAUGGUUUGCACCAUAAGCCUUGUUCCAGAAGGAGAAUUUGAGUGUCAUAGCUCAGACUUGAGUCUUCUAGCACACACGAGGCCCUGACUCUGUUAGCUAACAGUAACAUGCUAAGGUCAUUGAUCUUAAGGAGACAAGAAAUGGAAAAUGCAGGUGCAUCCAAUUCCAGCGAGGGUCUGAGACAUCUCUCCUCAGGCUGAAUGGUAUGAGUGCACGCACAUGUGCAUGCAUACACAUUCACUCAUUGCCAGCUCAGUGGCCUGGAGCUACAACUGAGUCCCUGGGCACAGGUGGGGCUUUUUAGUCUCUUCCCCUAGAUUGUAACAUCUGGAAUCAGGUGUUAGCAGCUGCCCUCCCCUCUCUCCCACUUUGUACCUGUAGCUCCCAUCAAGGCCCCAAGCUCUGGGUGAUGAUGGUGUGUUCUCUGUUGCAGCUUGUCCUUAUCAUGAUCACGGCACCCUAGCCUGGCUCAUCUGAAGAAAAAAAUCUGAAGUAUUGCUGUGGCUUUAUAUUUCAACUAAAAAUAUAUUGGAGAACAAAAUUAACAAUAAAGGUUUUUCAUAGCUUGGCAGGUGAGCUGAGCUGGUUUCUCCCUCAGAGUCAGUGCAGUGCUCUGAUUCAUUCCCCAAGUCAUGCUGGGGCCCUUCCCAGGCAGGCACAGGGAGGAGGGAUGACAGCUCAUUUGAUGAGGCUGUGCCCUGGGCUAGAGCUCAGGGUUUUGAGGGAU
Molecule: messenger RNA, 3761 nt
Organism: Castor canadensis (American beaver)
Lineage: Eukaryota; Metazoa; Chordata; Mammalia; Rodentia; Castoridae
Source: RefSeq, a predicted model, not a curated record